Beta vulgaris subsp. vulgaris (sugar beet) is the source of this 1164-nucleotide messenger RNA. RefSeq names its product F-box protein At3g07870-like. NCBI's taxonomy places the organism in Eukaryota, Viridiplantae, Streptophyta, Magnoliopsida, Caryophyllales, Amaranthaceae. The record is from RefSeq and is a predicted model, not a curated record. Gene Ontology annotation, molecular function: protein binding. Bases 1 to 1164 code for a protein of 387 amino acids. The transcript has a single exon.
AUGGUGAAGAUAAUGGAAUUAAUUAGUUCUCCUUUUGAAGAAAUCCCAACUCCAAUCAUAUGGGAUAUUUUAUCAAAACUCCCAACUAAAACAUGCUUAAACUGUAAGCUUGUUUGCAAAGAAUGGUACGAUAUCAUCACUAAUCGUGACUUUGCUAAUUUACGUCGUUCUUCCGGUUGUUAUUCCACCGUCUUGCUGUAUGGUAAAUUUGAUGGGACCCUAAAUUUUGUGUUGUUUGACUUAGAUAACCAUACAAAGGUUGAUGAAACAUGUAACCUUAUUGUAGAUAAUGAUGCCAUGAUUAAGUUCAAGUCCAAAUAUACAAACUCGAAUGAGCAGUUCAAUGCGAUUAACGAAUGCAAUGGACUAAUUCUAUUAAGAAGUAUUAACGAUCAUGGUGCUUACAUUGUAUGCAAUGUGGUAACUCGACAACAUGCAAUCGUCGAAUUAGAUCCUACACACGCUAGUAAUUAUGCAGUGAUGGAAGGGUUGGGAUACUGCACUGUUUCGCAACAAUUCAAAGUACUUCGAGUUAGCAAGUGUAGACAAACUAGUAUUUUUGUAGCAGAAAUACAAACACUUGGUACCAACAAAUGGAGGAUUGUUAAUGAUAAAUCACCAAUUUUGGAGAGUUGUGAUAAGGUUGUUUUCAUUAAUGGGUCACUUCACAUAUACACUAGAACAAAACAUUGUAUAACAUCAUUUGAUUUUGGGACUGAAACAUUUUCUCGCAUUCCAUUACCUGAUGAAGUAGUUGCGAUUUACGAUUGGUCUAUUAGUAUUUAUGAUUCUUGCCUUUGUUUUGCUUCUUAUAUUGGUGAUGAUGAUGGUCGAUGUGGUUUUUGGGUUAUGAAGGAUUAUGGUGUUAAAGAGUCUUGGGUGAAGCUAUUUGUGUUCGAGAUAUAUAGUGAUGGAUAUUGGGGUUUGCGUUUGCCUCUACUGCAAAUGGAGAGCAAGGAAAUAUUGUUUGCUUACAAUACUUUUGGUCUUGCAGUAGAUAAUAUUAGAUAUGGAAGAUGUAAAGAAAUAGAGGUUCUUGGAGACUUUAAUUUUAAUGUUUUUGGAUUCAAUCCAAACUUUUCCAAAAAUUCUCUAGGAAGUGAUGCUUCAACAAAUUAUGCCAUUGGAUUACAACCUUUUCACGUGAAGAAAACAAAGGAGUGA